GUUUUCCACAUUUCCCAUCGUUUUAAAAAAAAAUUAAAAAGGUUGGCAGCUAUUUCUUAGAGAAAACUCCCAAUUAGGAGAAGUGGUGGCAAUGAAGACAAUUUGAUGGCCCGCCCGUGUUACAUUUCCAUCCGAAGGCUGAGUUCGUACAAUCUCCUCCCGCUUCCCAGCACGACCCAAGAACCCGCCGAUUUUCUCACUAAAUUGCGAUUUCUAUCAUCACGCGGCCACCUCCAGGAGGCUCUCUCACUCUUCUACAGUGCCCCGUCACAGUUCCAUUAUCAACAAACCUAUGCCACCCUCUUCCAUGCUUGUGCUCAACAAAGACAGCUUAAUCAUGGCGUCAAGUUGCACCAUUUUAUGCUUGCCCAUUAUCCCAGUUGCCCACAUGACGUCAUUCUCACCAAUCAUGUAAUCAAUAUGUAUGCGAAAUGUGGCCAUUUGAAUUUUGCUAACCAGUUGUUCGAUGAAAUGCCUGAAAGAAAUGUUGUUUCUUGGACUGUGCUCAUUUCAGGGUAUGCUCAGUGUGGCAUGGUUGAGGACUGUUUCCGGCUUCUUUCGGGUAUGUUGGGUGAGUGUCGGCCGAAUGAGUAUGCUUUUGCAAGUGUGCUCAGUUCGUGUGGCUACGGGCAAGGGACACAGGUGCAUGCACUUGCGUUGAAGAUGGCAAUGGAUGCAUCUGUUUAUGUAGCGAAUGCUCUUAUUACAAUGUAUGGUAAGAGUCAUGAAGGUGGUAAAGUUGAGGCUUUGACUGUGUUUGAGAGCAUGCUGUUUCAAAAUCUGGUUUCUUGGAAUUCCAUGAUGGCAGGAUUUCAAGUAUGGAAGCUUGGGUUGGAUGCUGUUAGGCUUUUUACCAAAAUGCACAGAGAUGGAGUUGGAUUUGAUCGCGCAACGCUGCUAGGUGUCAUUUCUUCCUUGUGUCCAAGAAAUGGCAUUGCUGUAGAGUCAAGUCUUAAGUUCUGUCUCCAACUGCAUUGUCUUGCUCUCAAGUCUGGGUUUAUAUCUGAAAUUGAAGUGGCAACUGCUUUAGUGAAAGCUUAUUCAGAUCUUGGAGGGGAUGUUUCUGACAUUUAUCAGCUCUUUUUGGGAUUGAGUUCAUGUCAAGAUAUUGUUUUGUGGACUGGAAUGAUAACAGCAUUUGCAGAGCGUGACCCUGUUGAAGCCUUCUUUCUCUUUUGUCAGUUGCUACGAGAGGACUUGGAUCCAGACUGGUAUACUUUUUCAAGUGUCCUAAAAGCUUGUUCAGGCCUUGUAACAGAGUGGUGCGCGUUGGCAGUUCAUUCUCAAGUGAUAAAAGCUGGGUUUGAUGAUGAUACAGUGGUCAACAAUGCCUUGAUCCAUGCCUAUGCAAGGUGUGGUUCAAUUGCCCUGUCUAAGCAAGUUUUUGAUGAAAUGGCCUUUCAUGACUUGGUGUCUUGGAACUCCAUGCUUAAGGCAUAUGGCUUGCAUGGCCUAGCUGGGGAAGCACUGCAACUCUUUUCGCAAAUGGAUGUCAAACCUGAUCCUGCUACCUUUGUUGCUCUUCUUUCGGCUUGCAGCCAUUCUGGACUGGUUGAAGAAGGAAUUAAAAUCUUUGACUCCAUGAGUGAGAAUCAUGGUAUUGUACCUCAACUAGAUCAUUAUGCCUGCAUGGUAGACAUUCUUGGACGGACAGGACGUACUAUUGAGGCUAAGGAACUUAUAAAUAGAAUGCCAAUGCAGCCUGAUUCUGUGAUUUGGAGUGCAUUGCUCGGGUCAUGUAGGAAAUAUGGUGAAACCCAGUUAGCCAAGUUAGCUUCAGCUAAACUGAAGGAAUUGGAUCCUGAAAAUUCACUGGGUUAUGUACAAAUGUCUAACAUAUAUUGCUCAGGUGGGAGCUUUGGCGAAGCAGGGCUAAUUAGGAAAGAAAUGGAUGGGUCCAGAGUUAGAAAGGAGCCUGGCCUAAGCUGGAUUGAGAUUGGAAACAUGGUACACGAGUUUGCCUCUGGAGGCAGACGGCAUCCACAGAGAGAGGCUAUAUUCACCCGGCUAAAGGCACUGGUUGAGCAGCUAAGGGAGAUUGGUUAUGUUCCAGACACAACCUUGGCCUUACAUGAUGUAGAGGAGGAGCACAAGGAGGAACAACUGUUCCAUCAUAGUGAGAAACUUGCUUUGGCAUUUGCCAUAAUGAAUGAAGGCAGCUUGCACUGUGGUGGACAUGUUAUAAGAAUCAUGAAGAAUGUCCGAAUAUGCGUGGACUGCCAUAACUUCAUGAGGUUAGCAUCCCAUCUUCUUAAAAAGGAGAUUAUCGUUAGAGAUUCAAACCGUUUCCAUCAUUUUAAAAACAGGGAAUGCUCUUGUAGAGAUUAUUGGUAACAAAUUUAUUUGCUUUUCACCUGCAUGCUUCACUGCUCAUCAUGCACGAAGAUAUUGACUUAAAUCAACAGGAUCUGUAAGAGCUGCAAUUGAUGGAGGCAUGUAACAUUCAGUUUUGGAUUGAGAUUUAUUUUCUGAAGGAGAUGAACAAUGUCAAUCCGGUCCUGAAAGAAUAUCAGAGAUGAAUUUUGAUUCUUUUUGAUAAGUAAUAAGGAGGGUUGAUGUUUGAAGGCAUUUUCUUCUGAGAAAACUGACAUUUAUGGGAGCAAUAAAAAUUACAGCUGCAAAACCAUUUUUGUCUUCAAAAGGGCUUCCAAAUUUCUUGUAUAUGUAUAAGCUUAUUUCUGUUUGUAGAAAGUAUAAGUUAAGGUGCAUAUUUGUGACUUCUAAAGUAGAAAUUUUGUAAUUUAACUUAUAAAUUUGUUAAAUUUUA
Messenger RNA from Rubroshorea leprosula, 2767 nucleotides. The record is from the annotation of a GenBank genome assembly. NCBI's taxonomy places the organism in Eukaryota, Viridiplantae, Streptophyta, Magnoliopsida, Malvales, Dipterocarpaceae.